GCGCACGGAGGCAUCUAUCCGGCGGACCCGCGAUGGCCGUGGUGCAGCUCGACCGGGAGGAGGACCACCACGACCACCACCACCACGACCACCAGCACCAGCUCCACCACCACCAGCAGCCGGAGAACGGCUUCGUGUCGCCGGACUCCGCCGGGCUGCUGACGCGCAUCGACGGCUCCGUGCUGCCGUUCCUCGGGGGCUUCGGGAGAUACCAGAAGCAGCUGAUCGUGCUGACAUGGAUCCCGGCGCUGUUCAUCGGAUUCAGCCAGUUCUCGGACAACUUCCUCCUGGCGCAGCCGAACACCACCUGCGUGCAGCCGCGGGUGAACCUGAGCCUCCGGAACCUGAGCCUGCCCGGUCCCUCCUCGCUGCUGGACGGGCCCAGGAACGGCAGCAGUGUUACGCGGCCGGCUCACAUGUACCAUGCCAAUGGGAGUUCCGGCGGCCACAAUGACAGCAGCAUGCAGUGCUGGUGCGACGAGUGGACGUUCGAGCUGCACACGGGACUCGAACACAACGUGGUGACCAAGUGGAGUCUGGUGUGUAACGCAGCAUGGAAAGUCCAUAUUGCAAAGUUCUCUCUGUUGGUGGGAUCCAUCUUUGGAUACCUGGUGUUUGGAGUCCUGGCUGACUGGUUUGGCCGUCACCCAGUGCUGAUCAUAUCGGUGAUGUUCAUGCUGGUGUUUGGUCUGACUGUGGCCUUCUCCGUCAACGUUCCCAUGUUCAGCACCUUGCGGUUCUUCGAGGGCUUCUGUCUGGCAGGAAUCACCCUGUCUCUCUACGUCCUCAGGAUCGAGCUGUGCCUGCCAGCUUGGCGUUUCUCCAUGACCAUGGUGGCCAGUUUUGUGGUGUUGGUUGGUCAACUGCUGAUGCCGGGGAUGGCGUACCUCUGCCGUGACUGGCAGGUACUUCAAGCCAUUAUCAUCUGCCCCCUGCUGCUGAUGCUGUCCUACAUCUGGAUCUUCCCUGAGUCACUGCGUUGGUUGCUGGCCACGCAGCAGUACUGCCGCUCCAAGUGGAUCAUGGGACACAUAGCCAAGAAAAACCGUGUGAACAUGGAGCUUGACGCAGACAACAUCCUCACAGAACUGCAGAGAGCUCUUCAAAAGAAACCCAAGAAGACGUGCAUUGUGAAGAUGGUCGGAACGAGAAACCUGUGGAAGAACAUCGUCGUGCUCUGCGUCAACUCACUCACAGGCUACGGGAUCCACCACUGCUUCGCCCGCAGCAUGAUGGACCCUGAAGCUAUGGAGACCACCAUGUUCCAUAACUUCUAUGCAGACUAUUACACCAUGGCGGGCAUCGCGGUGGCGUCCUGCAUGGCGCUGUGCCCGGCCGUGGGUCUGAUGGGCCGGCGGGGGGGCCUUCUCAUGUUCAUGAUCAUCACUGCCCUGGCCUCCCUGCUGCAGCUGGGCCUGCUCAACUUGCUGGGGAAGUACAGCGGCCACCUGAACAUCGACAGCUCAGGUUCGCUGAAUAAGAACUUCUCCAUCGCCUUCUCCAUCAUCGGCAUGUUCUCCUCCCACGCUGUCAGCAACCUGAGCAUCUUCUUCUGUGCCGAGAUCACCCCCACUGUGAUCAGGGGCGGGGGUGUGGGCCUGGUCCUCGCCAGCGCCGGCUUCGGCAUGCUGACCGCACCCAUCAUGGAGCUCCACAACCAGAAGGGCUACUUCCUGCACCACAUCAUCUUCGCCUGCUGCACCCUCAUCUGCAUCAUCUGCAUCCUCCUGCUGCCGGAGACCCGCUACCAGCCCCUCCCCGAGACGCUGGCCGACGGCGAGUGCUACACCCGGCAGCCGCUCCUCCCGCCGAGGAAGCCUGGAGAGCAGCGCCUCCUGCUGGCCCAGUCCGAGAGCAGCAGGGACUACACCAGGGUGCACGACACGCCGCUGCACGAGGCGGCCGCCACCGCCGUGUCCACCAUGGACUCCACCGCGUCCUCGGCCGUGGACUUGACGGCCCAGUCGGUCGGAGACAUGUCGGCCCCGGCGUUCAUGGAGGUGCACCCGGUCAAGCCCGAGGUUAAAGACCCCACUGGCCACUCGAGGUCCUCUCUGUCCAGCACCCCCCUCACUGCACUGGGGAAGGACAGCAUCACCCUGGCCAGCAGAGAGCACCUGCUGGCGUCCACUCCGCUGCACAAAGCUCCGUGCGCCACCGACCCGCUGCUGCUCGCUGACGAACCUCCAGCAGUCGAUCCUGUUGUCGAGCUAUCGUCGGAUGCUGUCGUCGUGGAGAUGAACGACGCCGGUCCCUCUCCGACUGAAGAGCCGGCCGCCCCCCCGAUCCCUCCAUCCAACUCCACCCCCCCUCCCGUCCCUCACACCGCGCCCGCCUCCUCGAUGGUCUGCAUCACACCCGUCAUCGAGCCGCCGCCCAGCUCCAUGCUGGAGUCCCCGAACCCCCCCAUUGUUGAGAAUGACGUCGCUGCUCGUCCCUGUGACUCCCCGACUCCAGCCGUGCCCGACAGCCUCCCCCCCUCCCUGGCUCCCUCCCCGGCUCCCUCCCCGGCUCCCUCCCCCGUCCCUGUGACAGACUGCACCGUGUCCCCGGACCCUCCGCCCUCCGUUAUCACGCACUCUGACAUUCCCAUCCAGUUAAAUAUAGAAGAUGAAUCUACACCUCCUCCUCCAACGAGAGACUCCCCCUCACCUCCCCCCGUCACGGACCCCCACCCGCCACAGGCAGACUCUACCCCUCCCUGCAUUAAGGAUGCAUCUCCUCGGCCCCCUACUCCCCCUGUAGUCCACAUUUCCCCUCCACCCUCUCCACCCUCUCCACCUCCACCCACUGACUCAGACAAUUUGCCCUCAGAGGGAACGUCCACUCCCCCCGUCGUAGAUGCCGCCAAGACCCCCGAAGCGUCUGCCGCCAUCCUUCCCGUCACAGACAUUGUGGCCACUCCCACUCCGGCGCCCCCCGCUGUGACUGUCACCGCCAUCGUGCCAGAUUCACCCGCUCCCCUCCGCCUAGAGUCACUGACGACCUCCGUCACAGAUUCAGGCAACGCCACAGAGGCGACCCCCCCCUCCCUGCUGGACUGCACCGUCUCCUCCCCCAUAGACUUUGGUGUCGCCGUCCCCGGCAGCACAGAAAACGACGCUGUCAACGACGUGGCGUCGUCCUGAUCCAGCGUCGCGGCCAGGGAAACAAAGCUUUAUGGUUGCUCCCCCCCCCCACCACCCAGACGUCACAUGAUCACCGGAGGAGAAGGGAGAGCGGCGAGAAGUGUCCUGCUCCGCACUCCAGGUGUUUAACCAAGACUGUCUCCGCCUGGAGUGGAGCAGACAUGUCUUACUCAGUUGUUGUAUGUGUCUCAACGACACCCCCGGACCCCUCACCCCGUUGCCCACCUUCCAGCAAUUAGCCAAUAAACGAGACCACCUAGUGAGAGAGUGCCAGAGGCUGGUUUGUGACAAUGUGACAGUAUCUUCUGCUCUUUCUUUUCUUUUUGAAUGUCACUGGAAAUCACCAGCCUAUAAACUACUUUGAUGUAAAAAUGAAUGGGAAAUGACAGUCUGUGGCUUUAAAAGAGACUUAACAGCUUCAGUCACUGCGCUGUGUCGUGGGGACAGCUGAGAGAUGCUACGAUGCUAACAAAAUUAAAAAAAAUAUAUAUAAAAAAAGGAAAACAAAAAAAAAUCUAAUCACUGGUACUUUUGCUCAAAUAAAAUGUCUGUCUAACUUAUUUUUUAAGGACAAAAAUAUCGCCUUACCUGUGUGGACAUGAAAAUCUGAAUGUUGCAGUACUUUUUUGCUGUUCUAGAGAAAAACAAAUCCAAAUUGGA
Molecule: messenger RNA, 3788 nt
Organism: Limanda limanda (common dab)
Lineage: Eukaryota; Metazoa; Chordata; Actinopteri; Pleuronectiformes; Pleuronectidae
Product: solute carrier family 22 member 23-like
Exons: 10
Coding region: 33-3128 (1031 amino acids)
Biological process (GO): transmembrane transport
Cellular component (GO): membrane
Molecular function (GO): transmembrane transporter activity
Source: RefSeq, a predicted model, not a curated record